Molecule: messenger RNA, 3593 nt
Organism: Eubalaena glacialis (North Atlantic right whale)
Lineage: Eukaryota; Metazoa; Chordata; Mammalia; Artiodactyla; Balaenidae
Gene: SMARCAD1
Product: SWI/SNF-related, matrix-associated actin-dependent regulator of chromatin, subfamily a, containing DEAD/H box 1
Exons: 24
Coding region: 225-3314 (1029 amino acids)
Cellular component (GO): nucleus
Molecular function (GO): chromatin binding; ATP binding; ubiquitin binding
Source: RefSeq, a predicted model, not a curated record
ACGGCCUCCGCCGCUCCCCUCCUUUGGCCCCUUUGUGUCCCCGCAGUGUCGAGGCACGGGCCCUGGCACGUCCUUUUUCGAGGCAGGGAGCAUCGUAGUGCAGGGAGCCUCUCACUGUGGGCGGGCGCGCCGCCCGCAGCGGGUUAGCGUGGGGAACGUGCCGGCGCGUGCUGGGAUAGUUCAUUUAAAGGUCCCAUCCCCACAAGGUGGUGGUUUCUACCAAUAUGAAUCUUUUCAACCUGGACCGUUUUCGCUUUGAGAAAAGGAAUAAGAUUGAGGAAGCGCCCGAAGCAACCCCUCAACCCUCCCAGCCUGGCCCUUCUUCACCAAUUUCUCUUAGUGCUGAAGAGGAGAAUGCUGAAGGGGAAGUUAGCAGGGCAGGCACCCCUGAUUCAGAUAUAACUGAAAAAACAGAAGAUUCUAGUGUUCCAGAAACCCCAGAAAAUGAAAGAAAAGCAAGUAUAUCAUCGUAUUUCAAGAAUCAAAGAGGAAUUCAAUAUAUUGAUUUGUCUUCAGAUAGUGAAGAUGUUGUUUCCCCAGAUUGCUCCAGUACAGUUCAAGAGAAAAAAUUCAGUAAAGACACAGUGAUUAUAGUUUCUGAGCCAUCUGAAGAUGAAGAGUCCCAAGGCCUUCCUACCAUGGCAGGUAGAAAUAAUAAUGAUAUUUCAGAAUUGGAAGACCUUUCGGAAUUGGAAGACCUUAAAGAUGCUAAACUUCAGACCUUGAAGGAACUUUUUCCGCAGAGAAGUGACAGUGAUUUACUUAAGUUAAUUGAAUCAACCAGCACUAUGGAUGGAGCAAUUGCUGCUGCCUUGCUGAUGUUUGGUGAUGCAGAAGGUGGUGGACCCAGGAAAAGAAAAUUAUCUUCUUCUUCAGAGCCAUUUGAGGAAGAUGAAUUUAAUGAUGAUCAAUCUAUGAAAAAGAAGAGAUUGGAUCAAGGAGAGGAAUCAAAUGAGUCUGCAGAAUCUAGCAGUAAUUGGGAAAAACAGGAAAGUAUUGUGUUGAAAUUGCAAAAGGAAUUUCCCAAUUUUGAUAAAGAGGAGUUAAGGGAAGUACUCAAGGAACAUGAAUGGAUGUACACAGAGGCUUUAGAAUCUUUAAAAGUGUUUGCGGAAGACCAAGAUAUGCAAUAUGCUUCACCAAGUGAGUUUCCAAAUGGAAAAGAAAUUUCUUCAAGAAGUCAAAAUUAUCCUAAAAAUGCAGCUAAAACAAAACUGAAACAGAAAUGUUCCAUGAAACCACAAAAUGGUUUUAACAAGAAACGUAAAAAAAAUGUAUUUAAUCCUAAAAGAGUUAUUGAAGACUCUGAAUAUGAUUCAGGUUCUGAUGUCGGUAGUUCAUUAGACGAGGACUAUAGUAGUGGUGAAGAAGUGAUGGAGGAUGGCUAUAAAGGUAAAAUUCUUCACUUCCUUCAAGAUGCUUCAAUUGGUGAACUUACUUUGAUUCCUCAGUGUUCUCAGAAAAAGGCUCAGAAGAUAACAGAACUCCGGCCCUUUAAUAGUUGGGAAGCUCUGUUCACAAAGAUGUCCAAAACGAAUGGCUUAUCAGAAGAUUUGAUAUGGCACUGUAAAACACUGAUCCAAGAAAGGGAUGUAGUUAUAAGGCUUAUGAACAAAUGUGAAGACAUUUCAAAUAAAUUGACAAAACAAGUUACCAUGCUCACUGGAAAUGGAGGUGGAUGGAACAUAGAACAACCCUCCAUUCUAAACCAAAGUUUGUCACUCAAGCCCUAUCAGAAGGUUGGUUUGAAUUGGCUGGCAUUGGUACAUAAACAUGGACUUAAUGGCAUUUUGGCAGAUGAAAUGGGCCUGGGAAAAACUAUUCAAGCGAUUGCCUUCCUAGCGUACCUCUAUCAGGAGGGUAAUAAUGGUCCUCAUUUGAUUGUUGUUCCAGCAUCAACUAUAGAUAACUGGCUAAGGGAAGUUAAUUUAUGGUGCCCCACUUUAAAGGUGCUCUGUUACUAUGGUUCUCAAGAAGAACGUAAACAGAUUAGAUACAACAUUCAUAGUAAAUACGAAGAAUACAAUGUAAUCGUGACCACGUAUAAUUGUGCAAUCAGCAGUUCUGAUGAUCGUAGUCUGUUUCGUCGGCUGAAGUUGAAUUACGCAAUUUUUGAUGAGGGCCAUAUGCUGAAGAAUAUGGGCUCCAUCCGCUACCAGCACCUUAUGACAAUUAAUGCAAAUAACCGUUUGCUGCUCACAGGCACACCUGUGCAGAAUAACUUGUUAGAACUCAUGUCGCUGUUGAAUUUUGUCAUGCCGCACAUGUUCAGUAGUAGCACCAGUGAAAUACGAAGAAUGUUUUCUUCUAAGACAAAAUCAGCAGAUGAGCAAAGUAUAUACGAAAAGGAGAGAAUAGCACAUGCAAAACAAAUUAUAAAACCAUUUAUUCUCAGAAGAGUAAAAGAAGAGGUUCUCAAGCAGCUACCCCCCAAGAAAGAUCGAAUUGAGUUGUGUGCAAUGUCAGAGAAGCAGGGGCAACUCUAUUUGGGUCUUUUCAACAGAUUGAAAAAAUCUAUCAAUAACAUGGAAAAAAACACAGAAAUGUGCAAUGUCAUGAUGCAAUUGAGAAAAAUGGCCAAUCAUCCUUUAUUACAUCGCCAGUAUUACACAGCUGAAAAACUCAAGGAAAUGUCUCAGCUUAUGCUAAAGGAACCUACACAUUGUGAGGCUAACCCUGACCUGAUCUUUGAAGAUAUGGAAGUUAUGACAGACUUUGAAUUACAUGUACUUUGUAAACAGUAUCGACACAUUAAUAACUUCCAGUUAGACAUGGACUUGAUUUUAGAUUCUGGAAAAUUUCGAGUUUUAGGCUGCAUCUUGUCUGAAUUGAAACAGAAGGGUGAUAGAGUUGUAUUAUUCAGCCAGUUCACCAUGAUGCUGGAUAUUUUAGAGGUUCUCUUAAAACAUCAUCAGCAUAGGUACCUCAGAUUAGAUGGAAAGACUCAGAUUUCUGAAAGGAUUCAUCUAAUUGACGAGUUUAAUACCGAUAUGGAUAUCUUUGUGUUUCUGCUGUCAACAAAAGCUGGUGGCCUAGGAAUAAACCUGACUUCAGCAAAUGUUGUUAUACUUCACGAUAUUGACUGUAAUCCUUACAAUGACAAACAAGCAGAAGAUAGAUGCCAUAGAGUAGGCCAGACUAAAGAAGUACUAGUUAUAAAAUUAAUAGGCCAAGGGACAAUCGAAGAAUCCAUGCUAAAAAUUAAUCAACAGAAAUUGAAACUAGAACAAGAUAUGACCACAGUAGAUGAAGGUGACGAAGGGAGUAUGCCAGCAGAUAUAGCCACACUACUAAAAACAUCAAUGGGCCUGUGAAAUAAGAAUUGUUAAUUCCUAACUGAUGAUGAAAUAUCAACUUGGUGCACUCAAGGACAUUUACAUUAUGAUGACCAUGGGGUUUAUGAACAUUUAUAACUUUUUAUAAUUUCCAUAUUACAUUUCUCAUAGUAUGGACAACUUUUUUGCCACUAACUGAAUUCUCCAGAUGCUCACAUGUGAAAUUUCAAAAAAAAGCCACAGAUACGUAGUCUUGAAGAUGUUAAAUAAUCAUUUUACAAAACAGUUUUCUGAAUGGGGAUUAGUUGGUGAUUGUUU